This is a messenger RNA of Mycena citricolor, 1955 nucleotides long. NCBI's taxonomy places the organism in Eukaryota, Fungi, Basidiomycota, Agaricomycetes, Agaricales, Mycenaceae. The record is from the annotation of a GenBank genome assembly.
GCAAGCAGACGGCUUCUCCUCUCCUCGGCUGAAUCUCCGGCGACUGCAGCGCCAGCACCACCGAGAACAUGGGACGUCAUUGCAGCCAUGGUUUCUAGCUCAUCUGCGACUUCACGAUUCAGUUGCGAAUUCAGUCGUUUGAACUAGCGUGAUUCAGUUUCAAUGCCACCAUUACAGAAGGGCGAGGAAGACACCACCUUCUCGUCGUGAUCCCCAUGUACAUUAUGCGCUAGCUCAUGACACAGGGUCUGCCGUACUUCAUUCUUGUUCAGUCCGAGCAGAUCCGGUCGCUCACGGGGGUCUAGUUCAGUCAAGACACCCACGGAGAAGGAAUGCAGCUUCAUGACAUGUUGGAUCGCCUUAUCAUUCGACAAGCGACGCAGGUAAUUCAGAGCAGAGUCGGGUUCGGGAAGAUGAGGUAGGGGAACGAUGUUGUGGAAUCGAUACGACUUUCCAGCAGAGACUUCGAAGGGAUCGAAACCUUGACGGGAGCUUUCAAAGCCCUCUCUCUUAGAAUUCGUUCCCGUUUGCGGGCCUGUGCCUCAUUGGCUUGCAUUUCGUCCAACUCUGAUAGUGUUGGCCCAACCAACUGGAUCUUGAUACCGUCCUUGAAAUUUGCUUGUCGGAGUGUCAUAUCAGGUUGGAUUCCACCCUUAGGACUGCCCUUGUAAAGCAGCUUCUGAAGAUUCGGAGGGACCAAGGUCAAGUCCUCCAGUGCAGCAGACAUGUCUGCUACGGCGCUUUCGGGAGAAAGCGAUAGUCGAUGCUGAGUUCCUCUUCUACCGCAACUUGAUACAGACCGAGCACUGAAGAUCAUGUAUUCUCCUGACGGGGGUAUGACGGUCACUCCACGAAUGAGAGAACUGAUUUCUCGCCCCGGAAAACUCAAAUCUAUGGAAGGUGGCCAGGAACUCCGGGACUUGUAUCGAGCUGGAAGCAUCGACAUGGAUCCAUUCAAAUUCUCUCGAUUCGGGUUCCAUGUCUUCACUGGCACGCUCGAACUAGUGAAAGAGGCCGUGGAAAAUGGUACCGCUCCCGACUUGGCGGGAUACGAGACUGCCUACCAGACCAGUUAUGCUUCGCUGGUUGCCCUGGGCUCUCAACGCUUUCGUGAUGGUCCACCACAAAGCGGGAAACACCUUGAAACACUCAAGUACCUGCUCUCGAAGGGUCUCCCCCCAGACGGAGAAGACAUCGUUGGCUAUACGGCUGUGCAUCAUCUAGCCUCGUCCCCCGAGCCGAGAGAUGAACUGCUGCGGUGCCUGCUGGAGAACGGGGCGAAUGUCGAUCAUCAGAACCGAUAUGGAGAGGCAAGUUCUGUUGCUAGUGUCUCAGACAAUCGAAUUGACACCCACGGAUAUUGCAGAGUUGCGAGGUACUGUUCCGUCGACUGCCAGAGAAGCGCAUGGCCGACCCACAAACGCACCUGUAACCCUUUCUCUCACUCGAACACCGUCGUCCUGAUGCCUCACUAUCAUGCCUACAAUAACACAAUUCCUACCGCAGACCUCACGCGGCGCGCUAUGGGUUAUCCCUCGGAAGCUGAAGCCUGGUCCAAGAACAAGAUGCGUGGUGCCCAUGCUCCCAAAAAGGUCGAUAAAGAAUCCAAAUCAAUUACCAUCAAAGUCCAAGUGCCUUGGAACUUCCAGGGCGAUUUGGAAGCGUCGAAGAAGAGCUCGGGAGAUUUGCUGGUGUAUACGAAAAAGCGAGACUUUGCUUGUACGAUCAGGAAGCGGGACGCGCCCGCUGAGUAUGAUCGAAUUGCAGCAGUCGUCAGGGAGAAGGGUGUUGGGGGUGCAAAGGCUUAUUUCGCUGCUGAGCUGGAAAGCAGGGAUCGGCUGGUCGUCAAAGUGACAGAAGUUCUUGCUGAACAGCCGUGGUAAAGACCUGUGAGAAGUGAUUCAGAUAUCUCUGUGAUUGUACAAUUACUCUCAAUGAACGGACUCGAGUUCAAC